This is a messenger RNA of Saxophila tyrrhenica, 1011 nucleotides long. RefSeq lists its product as uncharacterized. The record is from RefSeq and is a predicted model, not a curated record. NCBI's taxonomy places the organism in Eukaryota, Fungi, Ascomycota, Dothideomycetes, Mycosphaerellales, Extremaceae. The coding region runs from base 1 to 1011 and encodes 336 amino acids. The transcript has 3 exons.
AUGGACUCUUACCUCUCUCUUCUGCUGUUGAUCUUCAGCGUCCUCUCUUUUGCCGCACCAGUCAAGGAACGCGGGGUCCAGAGCUUCGUCUUCAGCGGCGAUGCUCCAUUUACGGUCAAUACUGCUACGCUGGCCGCAGCUCUGAAAUGCCCGAACGGCAACCCGACCGCCAGUUCGCCGCCAGUACUGCUUGUUCAUGGCACCGGCUCGACGGGCGAAGAGACAUGGGGUGAAGGCUAUGUGCCAGCCUUGCGUUCUAAGGGCUACACUGCGUGCUAUGUAACUCUACCCGGCCGAGCAAUGGGCGACAUGCAAACCUCCUCCGAGUACGUCGCCUACGCCAUCCACCAACUUAGCACCCUCUCCAGUGGCGCCAGGCCAGCUAUCAUCACGCACUCCCAAGGCGGUCCCGUCACCCAGUGGGCUCUCCGCUUCUGGCCGAGCACCGCGAGCAUCGCAAGCGCCUUCAUCGCCCUCUCCCCAGAUUUCGCCGGCAUCGAGCUGUUCGACAGCAAGCUCUCCAACAUCUGCGUCGGCAAACUCUGUCAAGCCUCCAUCUGGCAGCAGAGCAGCGGCUCGAACUACCUCGCUGCUCUACACGCGGAUAGCUUCGGUGCUGUUGUGCCUACGACCGCGAUCUGGUCGGUGUUCGAUGGCAUUGUGAUGCCCCCGAAAGACAAUGCUCAACUGCCAGGCGCUGCGGUGAUGUCUGUACAAGACCUUUGUCCAGGCCGCCUCACCUCCCACCCACAGAUGACCGUGGACGCUGCCGGCUUUGCACUGGCUCUGGAUGCGCUGAAGCAUGGUGGCAAGGCCAGCGUGUCGCGGGCGAGAUCGGACAUCUUUGGCACAAUCGGCACCUGCCUAAGGAUCACGGCUCCGACCAUGAGUGUCUCCGUUGCGAACCAGGUGGCGGGUGAUAUCAACGACGUCGUGGGCGGCUUCAUUCUCGGCGACCCAAGAGUGACCAAGGAGCCGGCUGUGAAAGCCUAUGCCGUCAAUGCCUCUUAA